Molecule: messenger RNA, 543 nt
Organism: Olea europaea var. sylvestris
Lineage: Eukaryota; Viridiplantae; Streptophyta; Magnoliopsida; Lamiales; Oleaceae
Product: protein FAR1-RELATED SEQUENCE 5-like
Exons: 1
Coding region: 1-543 (180 amino acids)
Source: RefSeq, a predicted model, not a curated record
AUGGAGUUCAAAGAUGAGAAAGAGGUGUCUGAGUUUUAUAGGAGGUAUGCGUAUGACGUAGGUUUUUGGGUUAGGAGGAGGAAUUCUAGAAAGGGAGAAGAUGGAGUAGUGAAUUACGUUACGUUGACAUGUUGUCGUGAAGGUCGAAGAAGCAAUAAUACAAGUGCUUCUUUGAAGCCGCAUCCAACAAUUCAGACAGGUUGCAAAGCAAGACUUACGGCUUCUUUAGAUAUUCGUGGAAUAUGGAAAAUUCUCACAGUUGAUCUCAAACACAAUCAUAAAACUAGUCCUUCAAAAUCUAUAUUGUAUCGUUGCAAUCGAGAAUUGAGUGCAAAUGUCAAACGCAAGCUCGAAGUAAACGAUAUGACUGGAAUACCUCUGCACAAGAGUUACAACUCAGCAGUGUUUGAAGCGAGCGGGUAUGAGAACAUGACUUGCGUGGAAAAGGAUUGUCGAAAUUAUGUUGGACGAGCGAGACAAUUGAGACUCGGUGAAGGGGAUGCCGCGGCAAUACACUCCUACUUUUCACAAAUGCAAGCAUAG